AUGCCUCGUUCCAAGCGUGCCAGGAUCGUCCACGAGUCCAAGACUACCAAGAAAUCCCACAAGGAACAGACUAGACGCUUGUUCGCCAAUAUUCGCGAAUGUGUCGAGCAAUAUGACCAUCUCUUUGUUUUCUCUGUCGAUAACAUGCGGAACACAUACUUGAAGGAUGUGCGCACCGAAUUUGCUGACAGUCGUCUGUUCUUCGGCAAAACCAAGGUCAUGGCAGUUGCUCUUGGACACAACCCAGAGUCCGAAGCCGCAACAAAUCUGCACCGCCUCUCGCCUUACCUGACCGGUGCUGUCGGUCUGCUUUUCACCUCGAGAGAACCCCAGUCUGUUAUCGACUACUUUAACUCAUUCCGCCCCGCCGACUUUGCCCGUGCUGGUAUGGUCAGCCCCCGCGAUUUCACCAUCCCCAACGGUCUGGUCUACUCGCGUGCCGGCGAGAUCCCAACAUCCGACGAUGAGCCAAUCAGCCACACCAUUGAGCCCGAAUUGCGCAAAUUGGGUGUUCCCACCCGCCUGGUGAAGGGCAAGGUCAUGCUCGAGUUGACGGAAGGAAACGAAGGCUACCCGGUCUGCAAAGAGGGCGAGACCCUGGAUUCGCGACAGACGACUUUGUUGAAGAUGUUUGGUGUUGUUACCGCCGAGUUCCACGUCGAUGUCAAGGCAUACUGGACUCGGAGUACCGGAGAGAUUAAGAUUCUCGACCAAAGUCAAGCAGGAAUGGAGGUUGAUGGACAGUAA
Messenger RNA from Aspergillus wentii DTO 134E9, 747 nucleotides. RefSeq names its product ribosome assembly factor MRT4. Lineage: Eukaryota; Fungi; Ascomycota; Eurotiomycetes; Eurotiales; Aspergillaceae. The coding region runs from base 1 to 747 and encodes 248 amino acids. Gene Ontology annotation, molecular function: RNA binding. The record is from RefSeq and is a predicted model, not a curated record. Gene Ontology annotation, biological process: nuclear-transcribed mRNA catabolic process; ribosomal large subunit assembly; rRNA processing. The transcript has 2 exons. Gene Ontology annotation, cellular component: nucleolus; preribosome, large subunit precursor.